GUUCCAAGACAAUCCGUCUUGCGCUACUCCCUCCCCAACCUCUUACUCUCUCUUCUAAAAGAGGGGUGAACACACCCACCACCCCUCCAUCCCCCCUCCGCCCAUUCUUCUUUCGCUUCCCUGCCCACCAUUCCGCCCAAACCUCUCAAGAAGCUUCAAGCCGAGCCCCAGAUGGCCCCGAAGGACAAGGUUGGCUCGUGGCUCGGCAAGGGCAAGGAGCCCUCCAGCAAAGAGGCAUAUGAUUCGGACUCAGCAGAGUCGGAUAUCACAGAGCCCGAUGUUCCGACCAAGAAGGCCGCCUCGUCCUCGUCCUCUUCCAGCAGCUCGGACAGUGACAGUGACAGUGACAGUGACAGCUCGAGCAACUCGGAUAGCGAGGACGAGGCAAAGGAGGGCCGCGAGCGCAAUGUCGACUGGGUGACUGUGAUGCCCAAGGUUCGACCGGCACUCCUUGACCGCAGCGCGAAGCGCCGCGCCGCGUUCAUCGCGCGCUUCCUUUACGUCACUGACGAAUUGCCCGCGCCGACACAGGUGCCUGCGCUGCUGCAAGCGCUCCUCUCGUCUCUGGUCCUUCUCCAGGAUCUGCGCGCCGUGGAGGACGUUGUACGAGUGCUCGCCGAGCUCGUAGAGCGCGACGAGAGGCAACAACAGCCUCAGAAGCUUGGUGAUAAGCUUGUCAAGUGGUCGCGUGCGGAGGUCGACAAGGCUGUCGCCUCACCCUCGUCCUCGACGCCCACUUCGCUCCAGCCGCAACUGAUGUUGCUCCUUACGCUGAUCGCGACGCUGCGCAAGUCUAGAGGAGACGCUUUUGCGACUUCGGCGCAGUGCGCGGACCUCUUCAUCGCCCUCGCGACCGUGCUUGACGCGAUCAGCGAGCGCGCCGCCCUCAUGAAGCGCCGCCCAGAUCGCCUCCUGCGGAAGCUCAAUGUGCGCGUGUGGCGCGUACUUCGGCCGAUGCGCGCAGCCUUCCCCGCCCUCAUUUCGCUCCUCACCACGAAGGUGCCCGUUCCAACGCGCGCUGCCGUGCUGCUCGGUCACAUCGUAAGCGUCGCGCUCCGAGCAAAGCCUGUCAAGGGGCAGCCCGAGGGCCGCACGGUCAUCGAAGGCCAAAAGGAUCCCUUGCUCAACUACUACUCGACUAACAUCCUCAGCACUAAGACCGCGUUGCCUCAGCAUGUUCCUCUGGCACUGCGCGAGUUCCUCGCCAACUUUGUUACUGAGUCCGAUCUGUCGGGCAAGCUUAUUCCCACUGCGGAGCGCAUGAUGCUGCGGUCCCCAGAGAUUGCAUUGACGCUUGUUGCCGACCUCCUUAACUGCUGCGAGAUUGACAUCUCAACUAUCAUCCCGGCCAAGCUUGUCCCUUCCAUCAUUUCCGCGUCCAAGUCGUCGAACGCCGAGACGCGUGCUAAGUCAAUUCUGCUGCUCAAGGCGGUCGUGAAGCGCACCUCGAACCCUGACUCGCUGCUGAAACUCGCGACGGAGCUCCUUGCCCUCCCCAAGGCAGGCAAGUCGGCGAGCGCCGAGCAGCGUGUUGCGCUCUACCAGAUGGUUGCUGCCAUUCCCUCGUCCGCGUCGUCCGUCGUCGUGGACACCAUCCCAUUGCUUGUGGCCAAGGAGGCUAACGAACACGCUCUGAACGCGAUGGCUGUCGCGCUUGGCGCCCAUCUCUCCACAGCGCUUACUUCCGACAAGGCUGUCGCCCCAGCAGCCGCGACCGCGUUGGCUAAGGAGCUCGCUUCGCCUAAGCUGCCAGCAAGAAGAUCCCUUUCCAGUGCCGUCGGCACGGCGGCAUGGUCUGUCCAUGCUGGCGACAAGUUUUCUGCGGAGGGUGAGCGGAUACUUGGCUCUCUGGUGCCUGCUCUAGAGGGCAACCUCAAGACGGCAAGCGCGUGUGCGCCUGCCAACGCUGCUGGCUUCCUCGAGGGGUAUGUCGCUGUUGCACUUGCUCUUGGUCCCCUCAAAACGCUUCCUGCUGCGGCCAAACUUGCCACUGGCGCGCCCAUGCAGGGUGUCCUCACCCUCACCCCCAAGCCUUCGUUCAUCCUCAACGAUAAGGCGUACACCAAACUGUCAACCCUGGAGGACGACACAUGGUUCCUGCGAGCGCUUAAGGUCCUUAUCAUUCGCGGCGAGGGUCUCGCAGAUGAGGCAGUGCGUAUUGCAUUGGGUUUGGGUCUCAUCCACCUCGCUUUCGACUCGAAGCACCCGACGGUCCGCCGCGACACCCUCGCCACCGUCACGGAGCUGGCCAAAGAGCAGCCGCAGGUUACGGCGCAGGUGGUGCGUGAGUCGCUCACCGUUUGGCUCCGCAUGCAUGACGAGGCACGCGCCGCUGCGCUCAAGAAGCGCGAGCCAGGCCAGGACGCCGAGGUAAUCCCCUCUCGCUCUCGACAGAUUGGCGCUCUCCUCGCCGCAUCGGUUGCCAAGUCGGACAAGGCCGACCAGGGCAUACUAGAGGAGAUUACGGCCAACCUUGUCGUGCUCGCUCACCACCCCGAAAUCGGUGAGGGGUCGACUGUGUCGUGGAUCUCGCUUGUGCAAUCGUUGGGCCUGGACCCGGCGACCCUCGUGCAGCUGAAGCACGCAAACAUCCUCACUCAACUCUGGGAGGCCGCCUCUGCGCCCCCGAAGGACAGUCGCUUCGCUGAGGCCGCGUACCGCGCCAUUGCGACGCUGGCGUUCAUCGACCCAGUUGAGUUUGUCGCUGACGUACUCGAGAAAGCAAGAGAGGACCUCGACCCCCACAACCUGGACUUCAUCGGGCUCGAGGAGCGUGGUAUCUGGGCCACGCCCUCAGAUAAGCUAUUCGUGGACGUUCUUUCGCCCAAGAAGGAACAAGUGGAAAACAAGAACCGCAAGAAUUACGACAUUGAGAAGUGGGAGCAAGAGGUCCGCGAACAGCUCGCCAAGAAGAAGGCGACCAAGAUUGCCACCAAUCUGUCGAAGCAGGACAAGGCGCUCGUCGCGCAGCAGCAUAGCAAGGAGAACGCCGUGCGCCAGCAGAUUGCGAGCACCCAAGCCCGUCUCCGUCGCGGCCUUGAGCUCGUCGCGGCCCUUACCGACUCGCCUGUAUCGGCGGUCGAGGCCAAGGUGGGGACCAUUGCCGAUCUUCUUCUCAGCAGCGUGUUUGGCCCUGGCGCGUUCCUUGUCGACCGCCGCGCAUUUGACGUCUUCAUCAAACUGUCCACCCUCUCGGCUCCCCGCCUAGGCGAAUAUCGCCGCAUGGUCGCCGCUGUCCUACUACGCGCUUUCGGCGCACCCUUCAUUCCCGAGGACUACCAGGAGAAGAGUGUGGGGGAGCAGGUUACGCGCGUGCUGCAUCAGAUUCACUUCGCAGCGUCACAAAGCCCUAUCGAUAGCACAACGUACGCGCUCGUGAGUAUGCUGAUGUCGCGCGUUGUCGCCCUCGGUGGCGUUGGCUGCGACUCUCCCCAGAGUGAGCAGGCACAGGAGCAGCUCACGCUUGUCGUGGGUAUCAUCGGCUCAUGUGUUGGCGAGUUCCACGACUCUCGGUACCCUCGCCUGCACACCAUCAAGGACCUCAUUCAGAUCAUCGGCACCUAUACUCGUCUGGCCAAGGAUGCGUCGGCUGUCCUUGCUGAUCUUGGCGCUGCCAUCCAGGACGUCGCCACGCCCGAGGAGAUUACAGCGCUCAUCGGCGGCACCCUUUCGCCUGACUCGGGUGUACGUAACUCGGUGCUUCAAGCGCUCCACCCCGUUGACCUCACCGACCUCAACUACUCUGAGGAGCUUUUCAUCGCAACGCACGAUACGGAUGAAACGAACGCUGGUCUUGCUGAGAACAUCUGGGAGGAAAACGGACUGGACGUUCCCGAGACGUACCUCGACUCUCUCCUCAAGUACCUCGCGCACUCCAGCGGUGCGGUUCGCACUGGUGCCUCGGCCGCCCUCGCCGAUGCUGUGCAACAGUACCCCACGCAAAUUGAUGCGACGGUCGCUGGCCUCCAGAACCUCUACGCAGAGAAGGCUAAGCUUCUCGAGCCAGAGUACGACCGGUUCGGUAUGGUCAUCCCCGAGACUGUCAACCGCCCCGAUCCAUGGGAGGCGCGCGUUGCUAUUGCCUCGACACUCGAGAAGGUGGCUGCAAUGGUGCCUGACUCACAGGUCACGUCUCUCCUGGAUUUCCUCAUCCAGAAAGAGGCCCUCGGUGACCGCCAUGAGGAGGUGCGCAGGACUAUGCUGAGCGCUGCGACUGCCCUCGUCGAUAUCCACGGCGGAAAGGACGUUGCCGGUCUUAUGGCCAUGUUCGAGAAGGAGCUCGCCAAGAGCUCAAAGUCGCAGGCGUCGGACUAUAUCAAGGAGGCAGUGGUCAUUCUCUUCGGUCGACUCGCUGGCCACCUCGACCCCUCCGACGAGCGCAUUCCCAAGGUUGUUGAGCGUCUAGUUGAGGCGCUCAACACGCCGUCGGAGCUCGUUCAGUCUGCCGUCGCCGACUGUCUCCCCGCCCUUGUGCAAGGCAUGUCGUCCGAGGAGACGGAGUAUCUCGUCGACCGCCUGUUCUCGACGCUCACUACCGGUUCCAAGUACGCGGCCCGACGUGGUGCCGCUUAUGGCGUCGCUGGUGUUGUCAAGGGUCGCGGUCUGCGCUCUCUUAAGGAGUACGACCUCAUGGACAAGCUCAAGGAAGCUGCCGAGGACAAGGACGCCUUUGAGUCCCGCGAGGGUGCACUUCUGGCCUUUGAGACGCUCUCGGCCACACUCGGCCGCAUCUUCGAGCCCUACAUCGUUCAGAUCAUCCCUCUUAUGCUCACGCUGUUCGGAGACACCAACAAGUAUGUGCGAGAGGCGACGCAGUACGCCGCCAAGGUAAUCAUGUCCCGCAUCUCAGGCCACUGUGUCAAGCUCAUCCUUCCCACUCUGCUUGAGGGUCUCGAGGAGAAGCAGUGGCGUACCAAGAAGGGCUCGAUCGAAUUGCUCGGCUCCAUGGCCUUCUGUGCUCCCCGCCAGCUUUCGCUGUCGCUCCCUACCAUCAUCCCCCACCUCACCGGUGUCAUCAAUGACUCGCACGCGCAGGUCAAGUCGGCUGCCAACGCGGCACUCAACGGCUUCGGUGAGGUUCUUCAGAACCCCGAAAUCAAGGGCAUUCAGAAGAAGCUCAUGAACGCCCUUGCCGACCCCACGGCCAAGACGAACAGCGCGCUCGGCUACCUACUCAAGACGACGUUUGAGCAUUACCUCGAUGCACCGUCUCUUGCUCUUGUGAUGCCCAUCAUCGACCGUGGUCUCAAGCAGCGCAGCUCGGAGACCAAGCGCAAGUCGGUCCAAAUUGUCGGCAACAUGGCCUCCCUCACCGAGGUGCGCGAUCUCGUUCCAUACUUGGCCGAGCUCAUGCCUCUGGUUCACGAUGUUCUGGUUGACCCCGUCCCCGAGGCGCGUGCCACGGCCGCCAAGUCGCUCGGCACCCUCGUCGAGCGUCUCGGUGAGGCCAACUUCCCCGAUCUCGUCGAUCGCCUCCUAGGCAUGCUCCGCACAGAUUCAAGCGGUGUCGACCGCCAGGGUGCUGCGCAGGGCCUCUCCGAGGUUCUGUCCGGUCUCGGCAUGGACCGCCUUGAAGCUCUCCUCCCAGAGAUCAUAGCGAGCACUGCCAGCCCGCGCGCAUAUGUGCGUGAAGGUUUCAUCUCGCUGCUCAUUUACCUCCCAGCGACAUUCGGCCACCGCUUCUCGCCCCACCUUGGACGCGUCAUCCAGCCAAUCCUUAACGGUCUCGCAGAUGACUCCGAGUAUGUGCGCGAGGCUUCGAUGCGCGCUGGUAAGAUGAUCAUCUCAAACUACUCCAACAAGGCCGUCGAGCUCCUGCUCCCCGAGCUCGAGAAGGGUAUGCUCGACAGCUCAUGGCGCAUCCGCCAGUCAUCUAUCUCGCUCACCGGCGAGCUGCUCUACCGCGUCACCGGUAUCAGCGGCAAGGUCGAGCUGGAGGAGGACGAGACUGCUGCGCGUGCCGCCGACCAAACCCGCACCGCACUCACCGAGGCUCUCGGCCAAGAGCGCCGUGACCGGGUCCUCGCUACCCUUUACAUUGUGCGCCAAGACAACGUCAGCAGCGUCCGUCAGUCAUCGAUCCACAUCUGGAAGGCGCUUGUUCACAACACCCCUCGCACUACGCGCGAGAUUUUGCCCGUCCUCAUGCAGCUUCUCGUAUCGCUCCUCGGUUCCGAGACCGUCGAGCAGCAGGAGACCGCGUCGCGCACCAUCGGCGAGCUGUGCCGCAAGAACGGCGAGCGCAUUGUCGGUGAGAUCGUGCCGAUUCUCAAGAAGGCCAUCACCUCGACUGACCCGCGCACCAAGGAGGGCGCGUGUCUCGCGUUCUCAGACGUCAUGGUGUCAGCCUCCAAGGAUGCCAUCGAGACUCACGAGGAGGUCAUUAUCGCCUCCGUCCGCGACGCCCUUGUGGAUCCCUCGCCUGACGUCCGAGCCGCCGCUGCCCGCACUUUCGACACUAUGCAGCACUUCAUGGGCGCUAAGGCCGUCGACCAGACCAUUCCUACGCUUCUCGAGGCCAUGCGCAACCCGGGCGAGAGCUCCGAGACUGCGCUUCAGGCGCUCCAGGAGGUCAUGAGCGUGCGCGCCAACAGCGUGUUCCCUGUGCUCCUGCCCACCCUUACGGCCCAGCCCAUCUCUGCUUUCAACGCUCGCGCCAUCAGUGCGCUUGUGCGUGUUGCCGGCACCGCUCUCAACCGCCGCAUCGACUCGCUCCUGGGUUCGUUGGUCAAGUCGCUCGAAGCCAACCCUGAGGAGGAUGUGCGCGAAGAACUUAACGAGGCCGUUGAGUCACUCGUUUCCUCGGUCACCGAUGCGGACGGCGUGCACCUCCUCGAGAUGCUACUCAUCGGCUGGGCCAAGGACGCCAACGCUGUUCGCCGCGCCACAGCCUGCAACAUCUUUGGCACCAUGUGUCAGGUCAGCGACGCCGACACCGAGGAAUACCGCGUCGACUGGGUGCGCAUCCUCGUGUCAUUGUUCGAUGAUCCUGUGGAGGAGGUCGUUACCGCGGCAUGGGAGGCGCUCGAGCACUUCGUUAAGACAAUUGACAAGAGCGAGCUCGAGGACCUCGUGGUCCCUCUUCGGCGCGCCAUCGAGGGCACUGGCGCGCCUGGACGCACCGUUCCCGGCUUCUCGCGUCCCAAGGGUGCGCAGUCGAUCGUGCCUAUCCUCCUGGCAGGUGUGCUCAGUGGCACGCAGGAGCAGCGCGAGCAGGCCGCAUUUGGUAUUGGAGACCUUGUGCAGCGUACGACCGAGGCGGCUAUCAAGCCCUAUAUCAUUCAGCUCACUGGUCCCCUUAUUCGUGUCAUCUCCGGGCAGUCGAUUGCACCACAGAUCAAGGGGGCCAUCCUGCAAACUCUUACUGUUCUGCUCGAGGAGGUGCCGCAGCUUGUGCGCCCCUUCCAUCCGCAGCUCACGCGCACGUUCGUCAAAUCCGCAUCCGACCCCGUCUCAUUGGCGGUGCGCAACCGCGCGGCGACGGGUCUCGGCGAGCUGAUGAAGCACCAGCCGCGCGUGGACCCCUUGAUCACCGAGCUUAUUGGCGGUGUUCGCGGGGCGGAGAAGGAGAUCGCGCCAUCUGUGAUGCUGGCGCUCGGUGCUGUGUGUGCUAGUGCUGGCAAAAACAUCAGCGCCCCUGCUAAGAGCUCGAUUAUCGAGCUCGUGGAGGAGGCAUUUGCCGACUCCCGCGGCGAGUCGUUCAACAAGGCGGUCGGGUCGGUCAUCGCUGGUCUGGCGGUGCACGAUGUUGAGUCGAUUCGACCGUUGGUGGACGCUUUCCUCGCCGCACCCACGCCACCAACGCCGCUGAUGAGCGUCGCGAUUCUCGCUGUCCUCGAGCGCGCGCCUGAAGCCUUCCUCGAGCUCGGUGGCGAGGUUCCCGAGGACAUUGUGCGCAAGAUCAAUGCUAGUAUUGGUGGCGACGGCGCGAUUGCACGACCAGCGCGCGAGGCGCGCGAGAUCAUCCGAGGCAACGAGGGGUGGAUGAGCGAGCCAGAGGUUGCUGCGCUGCUCAAGUAGGCAUAGUGUUGUAGAUUGCAUGCAUGGGAUCUAAUUUG
Molecule: messenger RNA, 8057 nt
Organism: Cutaneotrichosporon oleaginosum
Lineage: Eukaryota; Fungi; Basidiomycota; Tremellomycetes; Trichosporonales; Trichosporonaceae
Biological process (GO): regulation of translation; cellular response to amino acid starvation
Cellular component (GO): cytosol
Molecular function (GO): protein kinase regulator activity
Source: RefSeq, a predicted model, not a curated record